GGACCCGCAGCCCGGAGCUCCAGUGUGGGGAGAGUCAUGGAGGUGAACAGAGCAGAAAGUUGUGAGGAGGAAAGUUAGGGAGUUCUUCCAAAGGCCAAAAACAUAUAUCUGAAUUCCCCUGUGAAUCAAUAAGCGGGCCCCGGGGGUCUUUUUAACGACGUAUUUGAGUUUAUAAGGCUACGGGCGUCUCUAUUGGCUGCUCUUAUCUGCACUUUUUGAGAAUGUGCGGGUCGGUUAGCAUUAGCUAGGCUGCUAGCAGCGUGGAGACAGAAGCGACAGGAGGCAAACAAAAGGGUUCCGUGGGUUUUUUUGCUCCCUGCCUCCUCUCUCCAUUCGGCCACCUACCCGCCGACACUCGGUCCAUGUAGAGCGGUGCUUUAUCAACACCAUGCCCGUGAUACUUUUCCUGAUAGACACGUCUGCCUCUAUGAACCAGCGCUCCCAUCUGGGCACUACCUAUCUGGAUAUAGCUAAAGGUGCCGUAGAGACUUUCCUGAAGCUGAGGAGCAGAGACCCGGCGAGCAGAGGAGACCGAUACAUGCUGGUUUCUUUCGAGGAGGCUGUGGCUGGAAUAAAGGCUGGGUGGAAAGACAGCCAUGCCACGUUUAUGACCGAGUUAAGGAACCUGCAGGCCAUCGGACUCACUCCAUUCGGUCAGGCUUUAAGGACAAGUUUUGAUUUGCUCAACCUCAACCGAUUAGUUUCAGGGAUAGACAACUAUGGACAGGGUAGGAACCCUUUCUUUUUGGAGCCUGCUAUCAUUGUGGCAAUUACUGAUGGCAGCAAGUUGACCAGUACAUGCGGGGUGCAGGAUGAGCUCCAUUUGCCCUUGACAACACCAUUACCGGGCAGUGAGCUCACCAAGGAGCCGUUCCGCUGGGACCAACGACUUUUUUCAUUGGUCCUCCGCAUUCCAGGUCACGCCUCUCUGGAACCGGAACCACUGGGCGGAGUCCCGCCUGACUCCUCCCCUGUCACGCCCAUGUGUGAGGUUACUGGAGGUCGUUCGUACAGUGUGUUUUCCCAGCGCACACUCAAUCAGUGUCUAGAGUCUCUGGUGCAGAAGAUUCAGAGUGGAGUAGUUAUCAACUUUGAGAAGACUGGACCAGAUCCAAUUGAAGAUGGUCCAGUGGAUCUAAAGUGUGGCCCUCAACCGUGGCACAGCUGUCAUAAGCUAAUCUAUGUCCGACCAAAUCCUAAAACUGGUGUUCCUGUUGGCCACUGGCCCAUUCCAGAGUCUUUCUGGCCUGACCAGAACUCUCCUACUCUGCCUCCACGUAUGGCCCAUCCUCAAGUUCGGUUCUCCUGUGUGGAAGCAGAACCCAUGGUGGUGGAUAAGGUUCCAUUUGAUAAAUAUGAACUAGAGCCUUCGCCCCUUACACAAUACAUUCUGGAGAGGAAGUCUCCACACACCUGCUGGCAGGUGUUUGUGAGUAAUAGUGCUAAAUAUGGUGACCUGGGUCAGCCCUUCGGAUACCUGAAGGCGAGCACUGCUCUCAACUGCGUCAACCUGUUCGUUAUGCCCUAUAACUACCCUGUGGUUCUGCCCCUGCUUGAUGACUUGAUUAGAGUGCACAAAUUCAAGCCCACAGUGAAAUGGCGCCAGUCCUUUGAGACCUACUUGAAGACCAUGCCCCCGUACUACAUCACACCCCUGAGGAAGGCGCUGCGGAUGAUGGGGGCACCGAAUCUGCUGGCGGACAGUAUGGAGUACGGCCUGAGCUACAGCGUUGUGUCCUACCUCAAAAAACUCAGCCAGCAGGCGAAGGUGGAGGCAGAUCGAGUGUGUGCGCUGGUUGGGAAGAAGGUGGGGCCGGACCCCGGGAUUAAGCUUCGCUCCAGAGGCUCCGCCCUCUCGCUGGCGCACAGGAAAGACUUCGCAGAGCUGCUGCAGAGCAUCGUCGGGGACGGGCCGGCUCUCCCCCUCGAGUCAAACCCUAAAGAGUUCUCCGGGUUCCAGCUUGCUGUUCUCAACAAGGCCUUGAAACCGCAGGGAUUACGAAACCCGUAUGACAUACCGAGAGAGCACUUGUUGGACCAGCUGAGCCGUAUGAGGCGGAACCUUCUGAAUGCCAGUGUGUGUAUCUUGAGGGGUCAGGAUCAAGAUCAGAUUCACAGUGUACCUAUAGCACAGAUGGGGAACUAUCAGGAUUUCCUAAAACAGUGUCCUGCUCCCCUGCGAGAGGCAGACCCAGAUCAGCCCAAGCGCUUACACACCUUCGGAAACCCCUUCAAACUGGAUAAGAAGGCAAUGGUGGUUGAUGAAGCAGAUGAGUUUGUGACGGGCACUCAGGGGAAAGGAAAGCGUCCCGGUGAGCCCAGUUCUCCUGCUGGAGGCGGAGCUCCCAAACGCAGGAGGUGCAUGUCUCCCCUUCUGCGUCCUGGACGAGCGUAUACACCGCCAAAUAAAACGCCCCCUAGAGUUCCAGAGAACAAUCAUUCUGCAGUUGGGAAUCAUGUUGGUCAGAUUGAGCCGGACAAAAGCGCAGAUCUGGAUCCCUCUCCUGAGUCGGCGCCGAUCUCCCCUGACCUGCAGCAAAACCACCUGCAGGGAGAUGAAGAGGAGGAUAAGCAGGAGGAGGAGGUGCAGGAGAACGGGCAGGCCACUGAGGAGGAGGCGUCUGUAGACGGAGAGGAAGAGGAGGGAGUCACCCGCCGCUACCCUUCCCCUAACCAGCUGAAGAAGUUAAGAAAAGAGGAAGGAAAAGAGCUGAACACGGAGCUCCGCGUCCUCAUCACCAAGGAGAUCAGGAAACCCGGCAGACGUUACGAGAAAAUCUUUUACCUGCUGAAGCAAAUCCAGGGGAGUCUAGAAACUCGGCUCAUCUUCUUACAGAACAUCAUUAAAGAGGCGGCCAGGUUCAAAAAGCGAGUUCUGAUCGAGCAGCUGGAGAACUUUCUAGAAGAGAUUCACUUAAGAGCGAACAACAUGAAUCACCUGGAUGGAUUGUGACCACAGUGCUCUGGACACGGGACGUGGGGACAUGCUGUCAGUGUGUGUUGUGUCUCAAUACUAAAGUGGACUGUGGACAACGGCAAAGGGAGUACAUGCACUGCAUUAGUCAACCUCAGGGCAAGGGCAAAGUGGAAUAUUAUUCCAGACCUUUCACUCCCCCCCUCUCUCCUCUCUUCCAUUUGUUUGUCUUUUUUGUCCCUCUGUUGUCUUCCUUACCCUGCUCUCUCCUAAGCCAAAGAUAAAUAGAUUUUCUUUUUGUUUUAUCACCAGUUCAAAGUCCUGUUCUUUAUUUCAUCUGAAGUUGGACUCUAAAGCCGUCACUGCCUGAUCGCAAUCGCCAAUCUAAUCUCCAUGGAAGAGUUUAAAAGCUAAAUUUAUCUUUUGUUGUUAGCAGACAGUCAGUCUUUGCGUUAUAGAACCUCACCUGGAUGACCAUUUUACCUGAUCUUAAAAAAGCCAGCAGCCCUUAAACCAGUGGUGAGGAACUCUGGGAGGAGCUCUGGAUUUGCACACAGUUUGCUGUUAUUUAUAUUUAUUUGUUCUCCUCAAAAACACCUGAUUCAGCUCAUCCAGUGAUCCAGUCCUAUCCUCAACCUACCCAUCUGCGGACCAGAUAGCGUUCCCCAAAUUUAACUCUUCCUACAUUCUUUGACAUUUCAUUUAGUUUGAAAAACAGUAAAAAAAAAAAAAAAGAGCCAGAUGAAACUACGUAAACGGUGAAGAUACCACAAGAAGUCUGAAUGAAGGAGAAGAAUGUGAAGAAUGUUUUAGAUCAAUGCUAAUAGAUAAUGAGAUGCUCUACAACAUUGUCAUAUGGAAUAUAAGUAUUCUAUAUAAUCUAGAAAGCUCUAGAAAUUAUUGCACACAAGUAGAGCACUCCAACCCAGCAUGUGCCUUUACUGGUUUUUGAUUGAACAUCAGUUUGCUCUGGACCUAAAGGAACCACAGAAUUUAAAGUUGGACCCCCCCCCCCCCCCCCCCCCCCCAUUAAUACAGAACGGUGGGUAGGUAUAAUUAGCUGCUCUGGUUAUUGAUCUUUGAUCAGUGUCAUUUUUAUAAUAGAGACGAGUGGAGACUUUCCUCUUCCUGAACACUGGAAAUAGAACCUGACUUUAGGUUUGCUGCCAUUUUUUCACUCAUUAAAAUACUACUUUCAGGUCAAAAUAUCAGAAUUGGACUUAACUACAUGAAUAGUGUAAAAGGCUUAAUCUGGGUCCGAACAACCUGUUCUGCUUCUGCUUCCCCUUAUCCUUCAUACCUGCUGUCUUUACAUUUCCUUCUCCAGCCUGAACAAACCCACACACUCUUCUCUUCACUCGAAACAGGGACCAAAUGUUUACCAUGCAACUUUCUGUACCAGUUCUGAGGCUCUAUUAAAACAAUAUUUUGAGUAGAUUGUACAAAUGUAAAUAAUCAAAAUGAAAGUAUUAUUUAAAGGAUGUUUCCUGCAAAAGCCUUUUUGUAAGUGUUUGAAUGAAUAAAGUUUCUAUUUUACACUGUGAAUAGCCAUUUAAAUAAACAUUUUUGUUGUAA
Astyanax mexicanus (Mexican tetra) is the source of this 4489-nucleotide messenger RNA. It is a transcript of the gene ints6, whose product is annotated as integrator complex subunit 6. Gene Ontology annotation, cellular component: integrator complex. Bases 389 to 2953 code for a protein of 854 amino acids. The record is from RefSeq and is a predicted model, not a curated record. Gene Ontology annotation, biological process: snRNA 3'-end processing. The transcript has 18 exons. Lineage: Eukaryota; Metazoa; Chordata; Actinopteri; Characiformes; Acestrorhamphidae.